This is a messenger RNA of Thlaspi arvense, 816 nucleotides long. The record is from the annotation of a GenBank genome assembly. Lineage: Eukaryota; Viridiplantae; Streptophyta; Magnoliopsida; Brassicales; Brassicaceae.
AUGGAGAUGAGUCAUGAAACGAUGAUGACGAGAAUCCCCACAACAGAUCCUCACAGUACGAGCUUACGAGAAGAAGAUAAAAUGGACUCAGUCUGCAAAACCUGGAAACUUUAUGAUAACCCUUACUACUUCUGCUCUUCACAGGAGUCUCAACAACAUCAUCAACAACACCAACGCAAGUCUUUUAUUUGGGAUCUGAAUUUCAUAAGGGUGUUCAUGGAAUCUGAACUAGACAAAGCUCGAGGCAAGAUCAAGGAGCUUAAAGGCGAGCUGGACUACGAGAGGAAAGCUCGAAGACGAGCUGAGUUGUUGAACAAGAGGCUGGUCAAAGAUUUGGAGGAGGAGAGAAUGUGUAGAGAAGCAGAGGAGAUGCGAUACGAGCGGCUCUUGAAAGAGAGAUCUUCUGAGAAAUCAGAGAUGGUUCAGAUGAGGAGAGAGGUUGAGGAAGAGAGACAGAUGCAUAGAUUGGCUGAGGUUUUGAGGGAAGAGAGAGUUCAGAUGAAGCUGUCUGAUGCAAGACUUUUCUUGGAGGAGAAGCUAUCUGAACUAGAGGGAUCUAACAGAGAAAGAAGAGACAAGGAGAUGAAACCACAGAUACUUGAGAGAGCGCUUAGCUCACCGGCGAGUAGGAGGUUGGAGAAUCCGCAUAUAAAGAGAGGGAUCAAAGGGUUUGUGGAGUUUCCGAGAGUUAUGAGAGCAAUAAGAUCAAAAAGUGAGCUAUGGGGUUCGAAGCUCGAGUGCCCAAAGGUUCAGCUCAAGACUCUGCUCAGACAAAAAACCACACCAAGAUGUUCUCCUCUUCUCUCGUCUGCUUGA